Mesorhabditis spiculigera is the source of this 714-nucleotide messenger RNA. Lineage: Eukaryota; Metazoa; Nematoda; Chromadorea; Rhabditida; Rhabditidae. The record is from the annotation of a GenBank genome assembly.
AUGUUCAACGCCCUUGUUUCAGUCUGGGCAGAGAAGUACACUUACGAUGAGAUUGCCGAAAAGACGAUCCUGUUCUACCGAAGAUACGCAAUCAAUCGCCACAAAGCCACGGUGUCGACCCCAGCCUACCAUGCGGAAGCGUAUAGCUGCGAUGACCAUCGCAACGACCACCGCCCCUUCCUUUAUCCGGACUUCCAAUAUCAAUUCCAGCAGAUUCGAGAGCGGGCCAAGCAACUUGCCAAGAUGCAUAUCUUCUUGGAGAACGUCGUCGGCUUUGAAACGUCACCAAUGCACACCGACACGCUUAAAACGCUCGAGCGAAAGGGCUACGCAUUUGAGCAUUACAUCCUCUCACCAGUGCAACUCGGCAUCCCGAACAAGCGGCCAAGAACGACGCACCCAAAGUGUUGCGACGACGUGGCGCAAAUAGGCCAAUUCAUUUCCCCCGAACUUGACGACCCGAGCCUGACUCUACGUGACGAGGACCUGAAACGUUUCGCUGCUUCACUGGACGUUGUGACGGAGGAAAGCCGAAAGUCCGCCUGUUUCACAAAGUCCUACGGUACCUACAUGACGGGAUGUGGAUCCUAUUUCACAAGAGACGCGGACAUGCAGCUCGGCGCGCAGUUCAUCAUCCCACAGGCGCAGCUCGUCCUCACGUGGCCGUGGUUCGAGGAAUUCGAGUUCAUCCCGCAGCUCGAACGUUCGUUACGA